AUGCUGUCAGACUGCUUGCUGAACAACUUCAGGAUAACGGCUCAAAUAGGGUCGGGUGCGUAUGGGCUAGUGUUCCAUGUAGUGGACAUACUAACCAGCCGUGAAUAUGCUGUGAAAACAGUCUUCAAAUCAUCCUCGAUGGAUGAAUUUUACAAUAAGAACGGUUUAAACAACAACUCUCAAGUGGCACGAACCACUCUUCUACAAACACAGCUGUAUCAUUUCUUCAAAAGUUUCCAAAAGAAAUUGUUCCUUCCUUCCGUUGACCUAGAUUCGAUAUUACAGUUGACAGAGAAUGAACUAAAUAGACUACCACACUACAGGGAGAUUGCUUUCCAAUUAAAAGUGCAGUCUCACGGGAAUAUCGUGAAGAUUCACCAAGUUUUAGAAUCUUCUAUCGCUACUUUCAUAGUGAUGGAUUAUUACGACAGGGACCUUUUCACCUCGAUAGUGGAUGAUAAGCAUUUUGUUAAUGAUGGUGUUUUGAUUAAGAAAGUUUUUCUACAACUUUGCUCUGCAUUGGACCACUGUCACCGUCUCGGUAUAUAUCAUUGUGAUAUCAAACCGGAAAAUGUCCUACUAGAUCGUAACGAUAACGCUUAUCUCUGCGAUUUCGGGCUUUCCACUAAAUCUAAAUAUUUGGCUCCUAAUGUGUGCGUAGGAAGUUCAUACUAUAUGGCUCCAGAAAGAAUACUGUAUUGUUUAAAUACCACAACAAACGGCAUACACGUCGACGAAUGCUGUUCGAGCCUCCCCACGGAUACAGGAGACAUAUGGUCUUUAGGCAUCAUUCUGAUCAACCUAACCUGCAUCAGAAACCCAUGGUUGAAAGCUCACCAAAAGGAAGAUAACACGUUUCAUCAUUUUGCUAACGAUAAUAAUGUCCUUAAGAAAAUUCUACCUGUAUCAGAUGAGCUGUUCACUGUGUUGACUAAAAUUUUACAGUUGAAUCCGUAUACAAGAGUUGAUGUGAAAACUUUGAUGUCGGAAGUUUCCUCUCUUACUUCCUUCACCAGAGAAGGGCCUUUAUCUCAAGUUCCAAUCCUAUCGAGCGAGGUGUAUAUGACGCAUAUUAUAAGGAAUGAAAACCUAUAUUUGGAUGAUUUAUCACAUUUUGCUGCAGACAGAGAACAGCAGCAAGAACAAAAACAGGAACAAGAACAAGAACAAGAACAAGAGCAGCAACAAGAAGAGGAAGAAGCUGAACCAGAGAGUGAUAUUCCAUCAACUUACAAUAGUGACGGGAGUAUGGAAAAGUAUGAAUACACUAACAAUAACAAUAACAAUACCUUUUUAAGUUCGUCGAUGGACAGUACACCUUACCAAUCUGAUAUUGAUGAUAUUGGUGCUUCCAAAGAUUGCAAAUUCCAACAAGAUACAUUGAGAAAUAGGCUAUUAUGCUUACAAAUGAAUUUUUCCACUUUAACAGACGGUCCAAAUGAGAAAUGGUUACCAGAUUAUUGA
This is a messenger RNA of Saccharomyces paradoxus, 1464 nucleotides long. RefSeq names its product putative serine/threonine protein kinase SKS1 (gene SKS1). The transcript has a single exon. Gene Ontology annotation, cellular component: cytoplasm; autophagosome. The coding region runs from base 1 to 1464 and encodes 487 amino acids. Gene Ontology annotation, molecular function: protein serine/threonine kinase activity; ATP binding. Lineage: Eukaryota; Fungi; Ascomycota; Saccharomycetes; Saccharomycetales; Saccharomycetaceae. The record is from RefSeq and is a predicted model, not a curated record. Gene Ontology annotation, biological process: protein autophosphorylation; autophagy; autophagosome organization.